Messenger RNA from Emericellopsis cladophorae, 4185 nucleotides. Its product is annotated as Superkiller protein-like protein. Gene Ontology annotation, cellular component: Ski complex. The coding region runs from base 1 to 4185 and encodes 1394 amino acids. The record is from RefSeq and is a predicted model, not a curated record. Gene Ontology annotation, molecular function: protein binding. NCBI's taxonomy places the organism in Eukaryota, Fungi, Ascomycota, Sordariomycetes, Hypocreales, Bionectriaceae. The transcript is spliced from 3 exons.
AUGGCCACAUCCAAGGCUCAGCUGAAGGCGAUUAACGAAGCCAUCAAGGACUCCAAAUUCGACGAGGCGAUUGAGAAGUCCAGAGAAUUCCUGGCUAAAGACUCCAAGAACUACCAAGGAUACAUCUUCCUUGGUUUUGCUUUAGACAAGAAGCAGGACUACGAAAACUCGGAGAAGACAUACCGGGCAGCGGUAGAGGCAAAACCCCAGGAAGCUCAGGCAUGGCAGGGACUGGUCAGGAUCUACGAAAAGCAAGAUGACCUGUACAAAUCGCAGGAUGUGGUCAACAAAUUCACAGACUACGUCAGGACCAACGGCGACAGGUUAGAGUACGCCGACGCGCUCUGGAUCACCCUUCCUGAAAGCCCCAUCUAUCCCCUCCUAGAGGGUCGCCUGCCGCACCCCAGCCAGACGUACGAAAGAGUGGCGGGCAUCCUCGAAGACUUUGAGAAGAAGAAAAUCAACACUCUGAUCGGAGAACGGCGGACGAGGCUUGGCGCGAAGCUCAGCGAGGUCACUCUAGAGGUCAAGCGCGAGGUAUACGCGCAAAGCCGGCUGGAGCACAUCUACCGACAGCUCAUCAACUGGACAUCAGAUGACGACAUUCGACGCCAAUAUGAGGAAAAGCUAUUGUUUUACUGCUACGAACGUCUUUUAUGUACCCCGCCAGGCGAGCUCAAAGACCAAGAGCGACAAAAGGUGUUUGGCCUGGCCCGCGACAUGGUGGCGAUCGACCACCCAUACAAGCUAGCCUGGGAUAUAACUGUCGACUGGCAAGACCACAAGGAAGUCAGCCAAUAUGACCCUGCGGUUUUGCGAAGCUAUCGCCAACAUUUCCCCGAGAGUGAUCUGUACAAGGUCAUCACCGCCUACUUGACCAGUACCAUUUCGCCUUUUGGGCCACUCGACGGAGAGAAGGACGAAAAGGACGAGCGAAAGAGCUCCAUCUCCAAAGCGUCUGACGACAGCGAAGACGACGACGAGGGUGGCGUUGCCACGUACAUCGUGCCAUUGACCGACGAGGACCGCAUGACAAUGUUGACUGAAGGGGUUACAUUGCUCACCUCCCCCUUUGGUUACAGGCUAGCCGGCCAGAUGUUCUUACACCAUGGCGAGUACGAGACCACCGUGGAGUUUAUGCGCAAGGCCAAGACUUUUCUCAGUCAGGAGAAGCCCAAGACAGGACUAUCCUCCACCAACACGGAAGACUCUUACAAUCUGAGUCUGGGCACAGCACUCGUGUACUACCAAUCGCCACGACACCACACUGAGGCAAAAUCGUUAUUUGACAAGGUCCUUGAACAUGAUUCCAGCUCCACGCAGGCCAUGAUCGGUGUCGGUCUGAUCUAUGAAGAGGAGGAAGAGUAUGAUCAAGCCAUCGACUUCUUGAGUCGCGCCCUCAAGAGAGAUGAUGCCAACGUACGGAUCCGAUCGGAGGCUGCCUGGGUCAAAGCCCUCAAGGGAGAUUGGCAAGCUGCCAAGGACGAAUUGCAACGAUGCAUUGAGCUCAUCGGAACCAAAACCCCACCCAAGCAGCUACUCGCGGACACACAAUACCGCCUCGGCUCGUGCAUCUGGAACCUGGACUCUAGUCGGCAGGCGCGCAAGCAACGUGGAGCCAACAGCGCUUACGCCUUGUGGCUGGCGGCGCUCAAGAACAGCUUGAACCACGCGCCUACCUACACCAGCCUGGGCAUUUACUAUGCCGACUAUUCCAAAGACAAGAAGCGCGCGAGGCGCUGCUUCCAAAAGGCUUUGGAGCUCUCGUCGGCCGAGGUGAUGGCAGCGGAGCGGCUCGCCCGGUCAUUUGCUGACGACGGUGACUGGGACAGAGUCGAGCUCGUCGCGCAGCGAGUUGUCGACUCGGGCAAGGUCAAGCCUCCUCCCGGGUCCAAAAGGAAGGGUAUCAACUGGCCGUUUGCAGCGCUCGGUGUCGCUGAGCUGAACAAGCAAGAUUUUCACAAGGCUAUCGUGUCGUUCCAGUCCGCGCUACGGCUCGCGCCGAAUGACUAUCAUUCCUGGGUAGGACUUGGCGAAAGCUACCAUAGCUCUGGACGGUACGUGGCCGCAACCAAAGCCAUUAUGAAUGCGCAGAAGCUCGAAGAAGACUCGGAAAGCGAUGUGUCGGGCGACACGUGGUUCACCAAGUACAUGCUUGCCAAUAUCAAGCGUGAGCUCGGCGAAUACGACGAGUCGAUUGAUUUGUACGAGGCAGUCAUGAAGACACACCCCGAAGAAGAGGGUGUUACGAUUGCCUUCUUGCAGACCAUGGUGGAGAAUGCCCUGAGCUCAGUUGAGAAGGGUCUGUUCGGCAAGGCUAUCCAACUAGCAAAGGAUGCUAUUGAGUUUGCUGGGAAGACGGAAGGGUCAGUCCAGGAGACUUUUAACUUUUGGAAGUCGCUCGGUGACGCGUGCUCCGUCUUCGUGUCUGUCCAAAGCCGACUGGACGAGAUUCCCUCCGAUUGCGUACAGCGGCUGGUAGGCCUCGUUGCGAAGGAGGCAAGCGAUCUUUACGCGACAUAUGACAAGGUUACCAUUGGGAUAAAAAACGACGGUGCCCAGUUUGAGGAGGGGCUAACCCAUUGUUUACAUGCCAUGAUCUACUUCUUCAAGCAGGCCAUACACGUCUCGUCGGUUGACCGAUAUGCUCAGGCGGUGGGCUACUACAAUCUGGGCUGGGCUGAACACCAAGCUCACACCUGCCUGCCUGGCAAUCUGAGCAAGAAAGCGAGUGGCUACUCCAAGACUUCGAUCCGCGCGUUCAAACGAGCAAUCGAGCUGGAGGCUGGCAACUCGGAAUUUUGGAAUGCACUGGGUGUGGUGACGUGCUACACCAACCCCGAGAUAUCCCAACACGCUUUCAUCCGCAGUCUGUACCUUAAUGAACGGAGUCCCGCGGCCUGGACGAACAUGGGUGCUUUGGCACUUCUUUCCGGAGACACUAAGCUCGCAAACGAGGCAUUCACGAGGGCGCAGUCUACCGACCCCGACUAUGCUCAUGCGUGGCUUGGGCAGGGCUUCGUGGCGCUUAUGUGCGGUGAUGGAAAGGAAGCUCGCGGGUUGUUCACCCACGCUAUGGAAAUCGCAGAGGCAUCGUCCGUACCAACGCGCCAGCACUAUUCGAUAUCCAUGUUCGACCACAUCCUGGCUGCACCUGCCGGCCUGAGCAUAGCGUCACUUGUGCAGCCCCUGUUUGCACUGAACCAGCUCUGCAGUCUUCGUCCGCAUGACCUUGCAUUUGCCCAUCUCGCAACCAUGUUCCAGGAACGCACGCGCGAGAGCGGGCGUGCUGUCGAGAUUUCCGAAAAGAUCUGCUCACGGCUCGAAGCGGACUACGAGAAGACCGAGUCGGCAGAGAGUCUGGCGCAAUUUAUGCUUGCUAGGACGGAUCUGGCCAGAGCAUACCUUGCAGACGGUGAUUACGAAAAGGCCAACGAGUGUGGCAGUAUGGCUCUCGAACUAAGCUCCGACGAGGGCGACAACGAGCUUCCGCGUGAGCAGCGAAGCAAAGCCAGACUUUCAGCUCACCUCACCGUUGGCCUCGCAAAGUAUUACCUCAAAUCCUUUGACGAGGCGCUGGCGAGCUUUGAAGCUGCCUUGAAGGAGUCGGACCAGAAUCCAGAUGCCACAUGUCUGCUUGCGCAGGUUCUGUGGGCACAGGGCACAGACGACGCAAGAGAACGAGCACGCUCUAUACUCUUUGAGGUUAUUGAGACACACCCCGGCCACGUCCAGUCCGUUCUCCUGCUCGGUGUCGUCGCUCUCCUCGACGAUGACGAGGACAGUAUUGAGGCCGUCGUUGAAGAGCUCCAGGGACUGCGCACAAACGACAAACUCACGGCCAGUGAGCAGUCUCACAUUGGCGAGGUGUUACGUACUAUUGCAGCCGUCAGUGGGAAGAAGGAAGACAUGACAAAUCAGGUACAGAACGACAUAAUGUUGUACCCCCAUCUACCGCACGGCUGGUCGAGUCUUGCCGAGACAGCAGGCGAUGAGCAGGCGGCACAAAUGGCACUCAAGGUCGCGACGAGGGGCAUUCCCCCACGCGGUGUUCUCGGAGGAGAAGACGUGUCGAGGGCGUAUUCGGGCACCGGUCGGGCCGGCGAUGCCCAACGUGCUGUGCUGCUUGCGCCCUGGGAGAAGAAUGGCUGGGGUGCGUUGAGUAUAGCAACAGAGGGUAUCUAG